This is a messenger RNA of Macadamia integrifolia, 948 nucleotides long. RefSeq lists its product as uncharacterized. NCBI's taxonomy places the organism in Eukaryota, Viridiplantae, Streptophyta, Magnoliopsida, Proteales, Proteaceae. The record is from RefSeq and is a predicted model, not a curated record. The coding region runs from base 170 to 850 and encodes 226 amino acids. Gene Ontology annotation, molecular function: DNA binding. Gene Ontology annotation, biological process: regulation of DNA-templated transcription. The transcript is spliced from 3 exons.
GAAUCCUCUCUCCCAAUUCUUCAAAGAAACCAGAGUGAAAAAAAAGCAGGAAUACCAGUUCUUCAAAGAAACCAGAGAAAACCAGUCUCUCCCAAAUCUUCAAAGAAACCCGAGAAAAAAGAGCAGGAAUACCAGUUCUUCAAAGAAACCAGAACAGAACCCUCUUAACAUGGGAAACUCAAACAAAUUGCAUCUCCAACCCCUCCGUGAGGGUGUCAAUCCGGGCUUCUGGAACGUAGUGGUAGGAGAGCUGUAUAGAGAAAGACAAUCUGCUGCUCCAAUUCUUCAUUUCGAGAUGGAGCUAGGACAGAUUUGGACCAACGACUCAGAGCACCGAAGAUUGCGGCGAUGGCAACAACAGCGGCAUCGACGAUGGAUGGCGGCAGCGGCGACCAGCAAGAACUCACGGCAACCAGCAGUGACUCUCAGUCAAUUUUGUUCCUCGUCAUCCUCUCAUUCCCAGUCUUCGUCGUCAUCGGAAUCAAGGAGGGACACCACAUGGUCACAAUCGAUCUUCCCAACGAGUGACAACUCAUUCUGGAACUCCCGCUCACCCUGUAGAGUCGGAAUCCAUAAGCUUAAAGGCGAUUUCUUGACAGCAACAGGUUCUGGUUACUGGAAGGCCACUAGAAUUGAUAGGAAAAUCGUAGCUUCUAAAACCAACCACGUAGUAGGGACAAAGAAGACCCUGGUUUUCUACAGGGGAAAGCCUCCUUACGGGUCUAGAACCAAUUGGAUCAUGCAUGAAUAUCAUCUGGCUGGCUCUGACUCUGCAAUUGUUCCCUGCAUUUUCCCACAAAAGAAAAACCCAACCCAAAUUGUACCAUGCAAAUGGAAGAUUGGGUUGUAGCAUAUUUUUGAAGAGAAGGAGUACUAAAAAUGAUGAUGAGAUCUUCUCCCAACCUUUAAAGGAGAACAGAGUUAAGAAUACCUUUUGUUAUGAUGAGA